Contarinia nasturtii (swede midge) is the source of this 1058-nucleotide messenger RNA. Its product is annotated as phenoloxidase-activating factor 2-like. The transcript has 6 exons. Lineage: Eukaryota; Metazoa; Arthropoda; Insecta; Diptera; Cecidomyiidae. Gene Ontology annotation, biological process: proteolysis. The coding region runs from base 119 to 943 and encodes 274 amino acids. Gene Ontology annotation, molecular function: serine-type endopeptidase activity. The record is from RefSeq and is a predicted model, not a curated record.
GGAGUGCAAAUGUGUUCCAAAACACCUGUGUGGACUCGAGAACAUCGUCGACUCUCGAUCCGAUGCAGGAGAAGAAGUUAAGUGUCAAUCAUAUCUUGAAACAUGUUGUUUACCAAAUAUGAUUAAUUACCCGACUCCUAUGAGUUGUGGUGUCCGUAAUUCGAAAGGGGUAUUUUUCGGAAUUACCGGUAACAAUGACAAUGAAGCGUCAUUUGGUGAGUUUCCAUGGCACAUUGCACUUUUUAAAAAUGUACAAGGUCCAAGUGGUGAACUUUGGACUUACGUAUGCGGUGGUUCAUUGAUUAAUCCGGGUGUGGUUCUAACUGCAGCCCAUUGUUUAAGAACAAAGAAUGGACCAAUGUUGGAUUUACACAUGUUGAAAGUCCGUGCCGGAGACUGGAAUUUACGAAUCACACACGAGCCGUAUCCCCAUCAGGACCGAGCUGUUCGUAAUAUUGAAAUUCAUCCAGAUUAUCAAAGGAAUGGCUUGCUUAGUGAUGUUGCAUUGUUAUUCGUCACACAGCCAUUUGAAUUGGGUCCACAUAUCAAUACAAUUUGCUUGCCGGAUCCGGGCGUUGUUUUCGAUCAACGAUCUUGCUUCAGCAGUGGCUGGGGAAAGGAUAAAUUUGGUGACGGAGGGAAAAUGCAAAAUAUUUUAAAACGGAUUGAAGUAUCAAUUGUACCACAUGGAACAUGCGUUCAGAAAUUAAGAGAAACACGUCUCGGACAAUCUUUCCAAUUAUCUCCGACUUUUAUUUGUGCCGGAGGCGAAAGUCAUGGUGACACAUGUACUGGAGAUGGAGGAGGUGCGCUGGUUUGUCCAACGUCAAAUGGUCAAUAUGUUCAAGCUGGUAUUGUUUCUUGGGGCAUGGGAUGUAAUAACACAACGCCAGGAGUCUAUGCAAAUUUGGCGUGGUUCCGGAAUUGGAUAGAUCAGUACUAGUAAAGAAUUGAAUUGAAUGUCAUAAACGUCUGUCUGACUGCGUCUUUUUUAAUUAUUCAAAAUCAAAACCAAAUUUGUAAUGAAAUAAAAUACGUUUCAAUUAGACGAUAUUAUA